Molecule: messenger RNA, 2671 nt
Organism: Octopus sinensis (East Asian common octopus)
Lineage: Eukaryota; Metazoa; Mollusca; Cephalopoda; Octopoda; Octopodidae
Exons: 2
Coding region: 437-2506 (689 amino acids)
Source: RefSeq, a predicted model, not a curated record
AUACACUUGUAUAAAUAACUUUCUUUCUAUAUUUUCAGUAAAUAUAUUUUGCUUUCUUUUUAUACAUACACAUAUAAUGACAAUUUAAUGCUUCUGUAAGUUUACACACAAUAAACAAAUACAUAAGUAUGGUAUAUAUAAGUAUAUAUAUGUACUCAUAUAUAUAACUAUACCCGCAGUCACUUACACUCAGAUAACGUCCGCUGUUGGAUUGGGGGAAAGCCCUGCUCUGUUCUUAACAAUGACAAACAUCUAUGUGUGAAAUAUCAAGACUCUAUGAAUAUAAAAUAUAACACAAAUGUUAGAAAUCUUACAAACUGUCCCUGCUUCAAAGAAUAUUAGAUUUCUACGCGCUUGAUUACUUAAUCGAUAAUACGGGAACUUUUAAUGAAAGGAACACUUUGUUAAACAGAUAUAUAUUAAUAUAUAUCAAACGAUGGAUCCUUUAAGGAAAUUAAGUUUUUGGAUAGUUACAUUAUUAGCACUUGGCUUGUCAGGAAUCAAUGGAAGACCAAGUCUUGAGAACAAUGCAAAUUUUGACAAAUCUUUCCAGAAAUUUUUAAAGCAAUUCCAAUAUCGAGGUGCAUCUGUUGCUUUGAUGCGCCAAGGGAAACUCUUAUACUCCCAUGGUUAUGGCAGUACACAGAAUAAUGUUAAAAUGACACCAGAAGUCUUGUUUCCAGCUUCAAAUAUUUCUAAAUUACUCACUGCUGUAUCCGUUCUUAAACUUGUUGAAAAUGGUAAAGUGAACCUUACUGCUAAAGUCUUUGGUAAGUUUGGAAUUUUGAAUCACUUACGACCUUGGAGCAUUUUUCGAACUGACAACAGGCUGUAUGACAUUAUAGUCGAUGACCUUCUUCGGCAUGCUGGUGGCUGGGAUUCAGCUAUGCCACCAAUGUUUGAUCCAGUUCUGAAUUCUAUUUACUUAAAAAAUGGUUAUCGCAUUCCAAACAUCACUUCCAUCAUGCAGUUAAAGAACACUGCUGAAAUGAAGGAUAUUUUCAGAUACAUGAUGUCGAUUCCACUGAAUUUUAAACCAGGAACGAAAUCAGUUCAUUCUCAUCUUGGUUAUGUUAUUCUGGACCAAAUUAUUGAGAAAGUUCAAAAUUACGAUUAUCCAACAUUUGUAAGGAAAAAUAUUUUAGAGCCUUGUGGAAUGUGGCAUACAAGAUUCGGAAAACAUAUGAAAGAAAACAGGAUAAAGAAUAUGGUUAAACGUAGCUUGGUCGGAAACUUUAAUACAACUUAUUCUCUACACCUAGAGAGGGAGGUGGUCUCUCUCACUGAUGGCUGGUAUACCAAUGUUUAUGAUAUUAUGCGCUUUUUUCGAUGCUUGGAUCAUACUGGUACACAUCGAUUACUUAAAAAAUCUUCCAUCAAAAGUCUCUUGGCAAAACCAAGAAAAAUGAAAGCUUCAGGCUCAUGGGUUGGUGCUAACCUAAAUGUGAACAAACAUGGUCGAGUUUGUCUGGAAGGAGAUGGCAUAAUUGAUGGUAUGCUGUUGUGCCACCGGAACUUCUUACAAACGGUUCAGAAUCCAGGUAAUUCCUCAUAUAUGUCUUCAGAGACAUUUGUUAUGCUAUUAGUUGGUGGUCACAAUAAACCAUUACCAGUUCAAAACUUCAUGAAUUAUUUCAAAGAUUGGUCGCAAAAUGGUGCUAAUUACUUCUCUUAUGAUUUGGCCGAUAUUCGGGUAGGGCAUGUAGGAGUUAACGAACAAAUUAUUAAAUACAAGUUGUCUGAACACCAUAUUUCAGCAUAUGUCAAUGCUAUUAAAGACCAACACUUCAAAAUUGAAUGGAUAAAUGCUUUUGAGUAUAAUAGAGAAUCUUAUUUUUCUGUUAUCUCUAAAAUAAACCCAGAUGAAAGUCUUAGUUCUUUCUAUCUGGAGCAUGGGCUUGACGAGAAGGGUUUGCUCCACUUCAAACAUCUUUAUUCCAAGGAAAAUGUAUAUCUGUCUUUAUUACAGAGCUAUAUCAGUUUCGCACACACAGACAAAAACAGAUAUAUGGCACUAUUUGAUACGGUGAAAGAGGAACCUGUUGAUAUUCGAUUUGGAAUUCGACAAUAUUCCCAAUGUUACAAAUUGUUUGCUCAAGUUUAUAAUGAGAAGGGUUAUGUCCCAAGAGUCCAAAGUUUUGUCCACAUUGAUCAAGAACCACAAGUGUGUUUCAUUUUGGAAAAGAAACCUGUAAAAGAGUACAAAGAAUACAUAGAUAUUUCCCUGAAGGAACUGACUGAGAGCGUUGUCUCAAAUGCUAAGGCACACCGUGUUAUGACAUACUUGGACACUUCCAGCAAGUAUAAAAGACCAAGAUUUUCAGUCAUUUUCAGGAAAGACCCUUCCAGACAAGGCACAUUCAAAAACAAUGUCGAGAUAUCACAGCUUGAAGAUAUCAUUGCCGAUGGGUACUUGAAGGACAGUUUUUUCCCAAAACUAAUUGCUGGAUAUUCAGAUAAGAAAGGCACAUUAUAUUUUGCCAUUUAUAUGGAAAGAAUCUUAUAAAUUCCUCCUUUGUUUGUCUUUUAUAUUUAAUAUACACACCAUACAGAUUGAUCAUACAUCACCAAAUAUAUGCUAUAACAAAAUUUUAUGUAAAUGACAUCUCAAAGACAAAGAAAAAUUGUUCCUAUCCAACUGGAAUUUAUUCUGUAUUAUUUAAAAAAAAAA